CUCCAGGGCUACAACGGGCAGGAGAAGGUCUACAUCGCCACCCAGGGCCCCAUGCCCAACACCGUGUCGGACUUCUGGGAGAUGGUGUGGCAGGAAGGAGUGUCGCUCAUCAUCAUGCUUACUCAGCUACAAGAGGGCAAGGAGAAAUGUGUCCGCUACUGGCCCACCGAAGAGGACACCUACGGGCCCUUCCGAGUCUGCAGCCGGGAGGAGGAGGAGCUGCCGGAGUACACGGUGCGGCGGCUGGCCCUGCAGCACCAGGAGGAGUGCCGGUCGGUGAAGCAUGUCCUGUUCUCGGCCUGGCCUGACCACCAGACCCCUGAGUCGGCCGGGCCGCUGCUGCGUCUGGUGGCCGAGGUGGAGGACAGUCCGGAGGCGGCCGCCAGCGCCAGGCCCAUCGUGAUCCACUGCAGUGCAGGGAUCGGCCGGACUGGCUGCUUCAUUGCCACUCGAAUAGGCUGUCAACAGCUGAAGGCCCAAGGAGAAGUGGACAUUCUGGGCAUCGUGUGCCAGCUGCGGCUGGACAGGGGGGGCAUGAUCCAGACCACGGAGCAGUAUCAGUUUCUGCACCGCGCCUUGGCCCUGUACGCGGCCCAGCUGCCUGGGGAGCCCAGCCCCUGACCCGGGCGCCCCCGUCCAGCCCCGGUGCCCCCUACGCCCGCCUGAGAAGGUGGGUCCGGAGAAAGCAGGCUUUGCCACCUGAGCCCCCCAGUGGGCAUGGGGACCCCCUCAGCGAGCGUGUGCAGCAAGGACCGACGCCAGACUCCUCUGCUUCCUCGAGCGGCCCCAAGUGGACCCAGGGGGAACCCCCUCGUCUCUCUGAGCUUCAGGACGGGAGCUGACAUCUCAACAGAUCUGAGAGGCACUGGGGUAUCUUGAGCUUCGGCCUCUGCAUGUCCGACGUUUGGGGCUUUGCUGCCAUUGAGGGAAGGCAGUCAGAGAAGUUCUAGACACCGUUCCAGCUGCACCCCCUUCCUGGGCUGGCCAGAGUGAGCCCACACCAGGCCAGACGCCAGGCUGGGAAAAGUCUGGUCAUGACCUUGGCCAAGUUGUCAACAUCCAGGCAGUGACUAUGUAGAUGCCCCCGCCCAGGGAACAAGGACCCAGACUCACCCCGAACCCACACAUGUGUCUUAGGAACAGGCUGCAGAGGUGACCUGGAAGUCAAAGUCUCUUCAAGAGGGGACAUGGGGACCCAGCAGAGGCCUGGAGGGUGCCUGUCCAUUCGCCACAGCUGCUCCCCAGGGAGGCCUGGCACCCUGUCCUCCCUUCGUGACCUCAGAAGACACCCUGGGCACCUUGGAAGCACAAAAGGAAGACAGAGUGACAAAGAGCACCACCCCUCGUUUGCAGAGGAUGUCGGGGAGCUGGUUGUUCCCAUGACAACCGUGGUUCAGCCUUCCAUGCAGACCUGGGGCUCAGACCGAACCUGGCCCUUAGUCUACCCGGACGACGACCCCUCACCUCGGCAGCAGCCCCGUCCCCAGGGCUGCACAGCCCCGGAAGGCAAGCAAAGCCCUCAUCCUGGAACUCGAGAUGUGCUGCCCACAGGGACGGGGGGACAUGGCGUCCCGGGCACUCAGCCCCUGAGGUGGCCUUUGCUGAUGCCAGCUCUCCACAGAGUCGUCCUGGGGACCCGAGCCUCACCGAGGAACCCGUCCCCCUCACAGCACGCCACGCUGUGCCCCCCGAGGCUGGGCCGAGGGCUCUCCAGUGCCCGGCAUCGGCCCACGACCCCCUCCCUGGGCGCGCAGCGCCUGCCCUGUGCAGGACGAGAGGGAAAAGCAAUCGAGUGGGAACAUAAAGGGUCUGAGCGGUC
This is a messenger RNA of Pteropus alecto (black flying fox), 1819 nucleotides long. RefSeq names its product tyrosine-protein phosphatase non-receptor type 7-like. The transcript has 5 exons. The record is from RefSeq and is a predicted model, not a curated record. Gene Ontology annotation, biological process: protein dephosphorylation. Gene Ontology annotation, molecular function: protein tyrosine phosphatase activity. The annotation marks the transcript as partial. NCBI's taxonomy places the organism in Eukaryota, Metazoa, Chordata, Mammalia, Chiroptera, Pteropodidae.